CUCAGCGCGCUGACCGUCCCGCGCCACCGCCGGUAGCAGCUCCGCGUGCAAAUAACGCCGCGCUGCAGGGCUCCGCCGGCAGAGCGCGGAUGUGGGAGGCGUGGGGACCGGCAUGGUGGUGCUGCGCGGCCUGCGGCGGCGUUGGAACGCCUACAAGUACCGCUUCGUGCCCUGGCUGGCCUUCAAUGUCCGCCGCCAGCGCAGGACGCUUCGGUACGUUCCUGAAAGCUCCCAGGACAAAAUAAUCCCCGACGAAGACGUCUUAGAAACGCUGCUGAAAGUAUUUACAGCGCUGUUUGUGAACGACUUCGGCAGGCAGGUGCCGGCGCUGCCCCUGCUGCCCGCCGUUAGGCGGAGGUACGCGCAGUUACGGUCCGAUGAGCUGCAGCCGGACGCUGGGAGUUCGCGGAGCCGCCAGAGCCGGCAGGCGCUGCUCGGCCCGGAGGAGGUCCUGUUUCGGACGCUGGGGUUCAGCGUCACUCGGGACCGCAGCUCCCUGCUUUCUGCCGGGACCGGAGUCUUCGUUAGCAAGGGCUUUGUGCCGAAAGGGGCGGUUGUGGCCAUGUAUCCCGGUACAGUGUACAGAAAGCAUGAGCCCAUCUUUUUCCAGUCGCUUGGCAAUCCAUUUAUUUUUAGGUGUAUAGAUGGUAUUCUUAUUGAUGGGAAUGAUAAAGGACUGUCAAGAUCAGUGUACAGGUCUUGCAGCUGGAGGGAUCAGCUUGGCCCCUUUCAGAUGAGCGACGUAAGCUGGCUCACAGCUGCUCCACAAAACCCACUGGCGGUGGGACAGUAUGUGAACAACUGCUCCUAUGAGUGCUUUCUUGAAGUGGCUGCCCUCUGGAUGUGAACAAAGCAGUGGAGGAUUGCAGAGAUGAAGUGCAGACUGCACGGCACCUAAGAGGAUGUGUGGCACUGGUUUCUCCUUGCUCAAAUACUGACACCUGGCAGCCUGCUUUAAGGAUGGAUCAUACGCAUGAGAAAGCAUAAUCUGGCCUGAAACUGGCAUCAGCUAUCGUUAUCUGCCUGCUGGUGGUUGUAGAAUAGAAUUGAAUAGUUAAGUUGGAAGGGGUCUUCAGAGAUUUCCUGCCCAUCUGGCUGUGCACCACAAGAUGCAGUUUACUCCUUGGCUGCCAGGGCACACUGCAGGCUCAUGCUGAGCUACUGGCAACAGCUCCUGCAGAUACUUUUCUGCUGUGCUGCUCCCCAGCUCAGCCUCCCAUCAGUGCCUGUGUCCAGCAUUGUUCCAUCUCAGGUACAGCACCAGCGCUUUCCGAGUGGCCACUUACCAGCCAAUACCCUGUUAUUGGAGUGAGCUGUAUCUCUUGAAAGAUUAUUUUAAUCUCAUUGGAAUUCCUAACAGGGCAUUACCAGCAAGAGGCACGCAGCCAGUCUCAGCAGGACCUUUGGAGGAAGGUCAGCCAGCUCAGCUCUGACUUUUGACUUCUUAACUGCAAAGGUGAAGCUUGUAACAGCUGCAGUGGUAAUUCUCCAAGAGCUUAAGUUGCUCCCUGAAUUCCCUGUUGAUUUGGGAUGGCAGAAAAGUUCAAAUGCUUGGAAAAUCAGAGGAGCUGAGCUGACAAACCCAGCAGGAGAGCUGCAGGUGCUCUGGAGAAACAGGCCUACAGAAGAGGGAAACGUGCCUGCCAGAGUGAGCAGCUGCCUAAGAUCAGAAACUCACUUUAAGGACAGAUGCAUGAAAAGCUUUACAAGUA
Tympanuchus pallidicinctus (lesser prairie-chicken) is the source of this 1712-nucleotide messenger RNA. RefSeq names its product SET domain containing 9 (gene SETD9). The coding region runs from base 113 to 847 and encodes 244 amino acids. Lineage: Eukaryota; Metazoa; Chordata; Aves; Galliformes; Phasianidae. The record is from RefSeq and is a predicted model, not a curated record. Gene Ontology annotation, molecular function: protein binding. The transcript has 5 exons.